Molecule: messenger RNA, 698 nt
Organism: Nelumbo nucifera (sacred lotus)
Lineage: Eukaryota; Viridiplantae; Streptophyta; Magnoliopsida; Proteales; Nelumbonaceae
Source: RefSeq, a predicted model, not a curated record
AUGGCCGAAAAGACUGAGAUUUCGAAUCCGAAGCUAGUUGUUCAUGACAACGAUGGUGAUGAAGUUGAUUUAAAGGGUUUGUUCAAGAGGCCAUUCUGCGACGAGUUCAUGCAAUUCUGCUUUGAGAGAUUUGAAGUCGGAAUCUGGUCUUCUGCUAUGGAGUCAGACCAAAAACAAUGCACAGAUUCUGGGUUCAAGACGUUGGAGAAUAAGGGCAAGCCUCUCCUUUUGAAGGAGCUGAAUAAACUCUGGAACAAUCAGCACUUAAGUCUUCCAUGGCGAAAGGGGCGGUAUUCUGCAUCUAACACCUUACUAAUCGAUGAUACUCCUUACAAAGCUCUGUUGAACCCGCCCAACACUGCAAUCUUCUCUGAUACAUACGAAGUGGAGGGCACUUCAGAUAUAUCUUUAGGAGCUCAUGGUGAACUCAGACUUUACCUAGAGGGCCUGGCGACUGCAGAUGAUGUCCCCUCUUAUGUGAUGGAACACCCAUUUGGUCAGCCUCCAAUAACUUGUGUUCAUCCGGACUGGGACUUCUACUUGGACAUCAUUCAGUAUUUGAAUGCUGGAUCAGCGGAUAGAGGAGAGCACAGCAGCAAAGAUGAUAGACUCGAUUAUUAAGUAUUAAGUUUGGUGCUAAAUUAGAUGGUUGGACCGUAUGAACCGGGAUUGACAGAAAAUUGAUGUUUUGAUAUUUA